AGUUAAACCCCAUUUCAUUUGAAAACCCCCUCCCCUUCUUUCGUGGAUUCAUCUCUAUUUUACUCUCUCUGUCUCUGUCUCUCUGUUUCUUUUCAAACUUUCCUCUGUUUCUGAUACCGAAACUCGAAACUCUCAGAGCCAUACGUGGAUGGAAGCAAUCAGGAAACAAGCCACCAGACUUAGAGAACAGGUCGCCAAACAACAACAGGCUGUCUUCAAGCAAUUUGGUGGAGGAUAUGGAGGUUCAGAUAAUAUAGUUACUGAUGAGGCAGAACUCCAGCAGCAUCAAAAGCUUGAGAAGCUUUACAUAUCAACUCGUGCUGGCAAGCAUUUCCAAAGGGAUAUAGUUCGUGGUGUAGAAGGUUAUAUUGUCACUGGAUCCAAACAAGUUGAAAUAGGUACAAAGUUAUCAGAUGAUAGCAGGAAAUAUGGUGCUGAAAAUAAUUGUACCAGUGGCAGUACAUUAUCAAAAGCAGCAUUAAGUUAUGGACGUGCUCGUGCUCAAAUAGAAAAGGAACGUGGAAAUUUACUGAAAGCCCUUGGUACACAGGUUGCAGAACCAUUAAGGGCAAUGGUAAUGGGUGCUGCACUGGAGGAUGCUCGGCAUCUUGCUCAACGAUAUGAUAGAAUGCGACAAGAAGCUGAAGCUCAGGCUAUUGAAGUCUCCAAACGCCAAGUGAAAGUGAGAGAAUCUGGAGGUAAUCCUGAUAAUAUUUCAAAGUUAGAAGCUGCUGAAGCCAAGCUACAAGAGCUCAAGUCAAAUAUGGCAAUAUUGGGAAAGGAAGCUGCAGCUGCAAUGGCUGCUGUGGAAGCUCAACAACAAAGAUUAACACUCCAGCGGUUAAUUGCUAUGGUGGAAGCAGAACGUACAUACCAUCAGAAAAUCAUACAGAUACUUGAUCAAUUAGAAGGAGAGCAGAUGGUAUCAGAACGCCAACGAAUUGAAGCUUCUCCUAACCCAACUGUGGACAACUCCAUGCCACCACUUCCAUCAUAUGAAGAAGUUAACGGUGUCUUUGCUUCUCAAACAUUUGAUGGUUCAACAGACAGCAUGGGAUACUUCUUAGGAGAGGUUAUGCAUUCAUAUCAGGCCGAGUCAGAUGUGGAGCUGAAUUUGUCAGUUGGUGACUAUGUUGUUGUCCGAAAGGUAUCAAACAAUGGUUGGGCCGAAGGAGACUGCAAGGGGAAAGCUGGUUGGUUCCCAUUUGGAUACAUUGAAAGACGAGAGCGUGUUCUUGCAAGCAAAGUGGUUGAAGUAUUUUAGGUGUUGGGCAUGUUGGGUUUCUUAAACCAUGUCCAGUUAGUUUUUGUAGAGCAUCCUUUCUUUAUUGCAAAGGAAGCCUACUCUUAGUUUGUAUUAUAAGAAUGUAUAAAGUAUAAUGUUCUGUCUACUUUCUCUUAUCUGGAUUUCUUUACAUCUUGAGUGUUUUGAAGCUUCCUGCUGCACAUGACCCGUUAGCAUAGGUGUGGGGUAAUAUGUGUCAUGUGUAGAAAGCUUAGAAACAGCCCAGGCUGUUUUUCCCGAACAGUUUUAAGUUUUUCUUACAUACUUUGGUUAGUGUGAAACUCUACGCUCACUCAUGCAAAAUGACGAAUCGACAAGCGAAGGCGUUUCUCUUUGGU
Nelumbo nucifera (sacred lotus) is the source of this 1623-nucleotide messenger RNA. Its product is annotated as SH3 domain-containing protein 2-like. The record is from RefSeq and is a predicted model, not a curated record. NCBI's taxonomy places the organism in Eukaryota, Viridiplantae, Streptophyta, Magnoliopsida, Proteales, Nelumbonaceae. Gene Ontology annotation, molecular function: protein binding.